Molecule: messenger RNA, 848 nt
Organism: Magnolia sinica
Lineage: Eukaryota; Viridiplantae; Streptophyta; Magnoliopsida; Magnoliales; Magnoliaceae
Product: FCS-Like Zinc finger 15
Exons: 2
Coding region: 65-442 (125 amino acids)
Source: RefSeq, a predicted model, not a curated record
UUAAAGCCACGCCCAGCAUCACCAUUCCCACUACCACCGCCUAGGAAGAGAGAGAGGAUGAGAGAUGGUGGGCCUUAGCAUACUCCUCGAGGCCCAGAAGACACUGAACAAAAGCCCACAGAUCAUCAGCAAAAUUACCAUGCGAAGACCCUCCUCUCCUUCUUCCAUGAAUCCUUCAUCACCUCUCCCAGCAAUCUCCUUCCUAGACACUUGUUUCCUCUGUAAUAAGCGCCUCUCUCCUGGAACAGACAUCUACAUGUACAGGGGCGAUAGAGCGUUUUGUAGCGUGGAGUGUAGAUGCAGACAGAUUUUUAUGGACGAGGAGAGUGUUAUAAAAGAGAACUGUUCUGCCGCGGCUGCUGCUGCUGCUGGCGCUACUGCAUCUGCUCGUCGUCGCAGCAAAGGGAGUAGGAACCGAGCAGGUGGAUUAUUUGCGUAUUGACGAUACUGCCCUUGGAUUUUGGAUGUUAUUACAAUGUUGCCCUUUUUUCCGCCUCUUGCUUCCUGGGAAGAAACCAAAAGGUGGGAUGCAGGUGCGGCCCUUGGUUUUCGUUGGGAAUCGGGACGCUUGUUUUUCCUUCUUCGGUUCAGGGUGUUAUGGUCAUUUCUGUAAACACGGGUUUUUUUGGUCAUUUUUGUAGAAUUGGGGUGAGUCGCGAUGGAUUUUGAAGUUCAUGUGGAGCUCAUGAUCGGGUGAUCCAACCGUUCAAAUGAUGGGUCCCACAUUGGGGUGGGAGAUAGUGGAGAUUGGGUGAUCAUCGUAAUCCUUUGAUAUCUCGCCUUCUUUAGAUUGAAUGUGGACUGUUCCUAUUUGAUAUCUGUACGGUUCUGGAUUACCGAUUAGUGGA